GUCGAGAUUAAUGGCGGCCGUAGUGAUGAGUCUGGGAACAGCGUGCGCUUUCCAUGGACCCCUUCCUCUCUCCCCUUCCUCUUUCUCCCUUGCUUGGCCGACCUCCUCUCGAUCCCUCCCAUUGUCACCGGUGUCUCAAUCUUGCUCAGCGUUUUCCCCGCUGGUGUCGAGUGGAAAACAGUUUGCCAAGGUCAGCCUGCGCAUGGCGGGAACCUUUGGCAACAACGAGGAUCCAGAAGACGAGAGAGGAAACUCCUUGCCUCUCUUCUACAGGAGUGACAAUGGCACAAGGGACUCAGAAUUCCGAGGCAUUCAGUCGAGGGAUGAUGGACCAAUCAAUCCUUAUGUUGAGAUGCUGGAAUCUAUCUCCCCCGGAGAAAUGGUCGGUCAGUUCAUGGCAACAGCAUCUCCGAGAGUUCAAACCGCAGUGAAGAAUACGAUCAUGGGGUUGCUGGGAAGCCUACGCGCCUCCCCUGCGUUUGAUGCCUCCAUUGUUACUACACAGCGGGCAAUGGCGUCUUUGAUGUUUCAGCUCGAAAUGACUGGCUACAUGUUUCGCAAUGCCGAGUACAGGCUAAGCUUGCAGAAGUCUCUUUUGGAAGCGCUUCCGCCAUCCAUUGAGGAGGAGAAAACGCCAUCACCGAGUGUAAAGGGCAAAAUUACUGUGACCAUGCCAGAUGGAAAAGAAAUAGAGGUUGAUGCCAAUGCAUAUGUCUCAGAGCUUUCAAGAGAGGUAAAACAAUUGAAAUCAGAACUACUGAGCCUCCAAAAGCAAAAUGACAUGGAUGAAGUACAAGAUAUAUUGGGAUUUGUUCAGCGCCUAGACAACAAGGAGAUGCAGUCGCUUACCUCGAGUGUAAGCCCUGAGGUAUUGGACGCAAUGAGGAAGCUGGUGGACACCGUCAUCAAAGGGAUGGGCGCUGAUCCUUCUCUGAUGAACGAGGGUAUUGAAAUCAUCACUGAGGUCCCAGCAAGCACUCUUGCCCAGCUGUGCAUGUGGCAGCUCGUGGUUGGAUACAACUUGAGGGAAAUGGAAGCUCGGGAAGAACUGAACAAGCGUCUUCCUGGUAAAGAGUGAAGAAAAAGAAACAUGUCAAAUUACGUCCUAGCGAACCAGCGAUGUUGAUUCUUUCUUCUAUUCUUUAUUAGACCUAAUAAUAGAGGAAUGCAUUUUAGGCGUCAACCAACAGCAUUGCAGCGCAAAGUUGAUGCAAACAUUGCAGACGAGCGAGAGAUUCUAAAAAACAUUAUCCUGCGAUGUCUUGGUCUGACCAUUAAACAUGAUGUUCGGGUUCCGGAUGAUAUCACCCAUGCUAACCACCCUCGGGCUGUCUGCGCUGCUGUCGUACAUCGCAUGUCUUCGAAGACGUUGAGCUUUCGUUUCAAGCUCGCGAAUGACCAAAGGAGAGCUGGAAAGGAUCUGCACCCGGCGAGCUGGAUGCAAGCGGCGCGCUGCUGGGACUCGUCUAUGAAAUGAAGGAGGGAACACAACCUCCUCUGCUUCUACUUUGCCACCAAAGCCAGAACGGAUGGUGAUCA
Molecule: messenger RNA, 1539 nt
Organism: Guillardia theta CCMP2712
Lineage: Eukaryota; Cryptophyceae; Pyrenomonadales; Geminigeraceae
Exons: 12
Coding region: 11-1078 (355 amino acids)
Source: RefSeq, a predicted model, not a curated record